This is a messenger RNA of Balaenoptera ricei (Rice's whale), 1747 nucleotides long. It is a transcript of the gene RDH14, whose product is annotated as retinol dehydrogenase 14. Lineage: Eukaryota; Metazoa; Chordata; Mammalia; Artiodactyla; Balaenopteridae. Bases 121 to 1131 code for a protein of 336 amino acids. The transcript is spliced from 2 exons. The record is from RefSeq and is a predicted model, not a curated record.
UCAGGGGACGACAGGCCGCGCCCCAGCGUUCUUUGCGUACAGGUGGCGAGCUCAGACCUGGGCGCCCGGCGACCCCGGAAGUCCCGCGCAGGGGCAGGUGGGCCCUGGGCCCGGGCGGCCAUGGCAGUGGCUACCGUGGCGGCGUUACUGGCCGCACUGGGUGGGGCCCUGUGGCUGGCGGCCCGGCGGUUCGUGGGGCCCAGCGUCCAGCGGCUGCACCGAGGCGGGGACUCCGGCCUCAUGCACGGGAAGACAGUGCUGAUCACGGGUGCGAACAGCGGCCUGGGCCGCGCCACAGCCGCCGAGCUGCUGCGCUUCGGGGCGCGAGUGAUCAUGGGCUGCCGGGACCGCACGCGCGCCGAGGAGGCGGCGGGUCAGCUCCGCCGCGAGAUCUGCCAGGCUGGGGGCCCCGAAUUGGGGCCUGACUCCGGCGGGGCCGGCGAGCUUGUCGUCAAGGAGUUGGACCUCGCCUCGCUGCGCUCCGUGCGCUCCUUCUGUCAGGAGGUGCUCCAGGAAGAGCCUAGACUGGAUGUUUUGAUCAACAAUGCAGGCAUCUUCCAGUGCCCGUAUAUGAAGACUGAAGAUGGGUUUGAGAUGCAGUUUGGAGUGAACCAUCUGGGGCACUUCCUACUCACCAAUCUUCUCCUUGGACUCCUUAAAAGUUCAGCUCCCAGCAGGAUUGUGGUAGUUUCCUCCAAACUUUAUAAAUACGGAGACAUCAACUUUGAAGAUUUGAACAGUGAACAAAACUAUAAUAAAAGCUUCUGUUAUAGUCGGAGCAAACUGGCUAACAUCCUUUUUACCAGAGAACUAGCCCGCCGCUUAGAAGGCACAAACGUCACUGUCAAUGUGUUACACCCUGGCGUGGUGCGGACCAACCUUGGGAGGCACAUACACAUCCCACUGUUAGUCAAACCACUUUUCAAUUUGGUGUCAUGGGCUUUUUUCAAAACUCCACUAGAAGGUGCCCAGACUUCGAUUUAUUUAGCCUCUUCCCCUGAGGUAGAAGGUGUGUCAGGAAAGUACUUUGGGGACUGUAAAGAGGAAGAACUAUUGCCCAAAGCUAUGGAUGAAUCUGUUGCAGGAAAACUCUGGGAUGUCAGUGAAGUAAUGGUUGGCAUAUUAAAGUAGGAACAAGGAGUAGAAGAGAGCUGUUUGUAAGAAAGACUGGAUGUCAGCUCUAUCGUUUUGUUUUGGGUUUUUUUUGGCUACUCCACGUGGCUUGCGGGAUCUUAGUUCCCCAACCAGGGAUCUAACCUGGGCUCCCAGCAGUGGAAGCAUGGAGUCCUAACAACUGGACCGCUAGGGAAUUCCCUGGAUGUCAGCUCUAUCUUUGAUCGGAAAUGGUGUGGCUUGGGCACUUGCUACUUGAAAACGCAAUUUUGGUUUUACCAUAGUACUGCUAAGAGGUACAUAGAGAUAUUUUGAAGUUACUAAAAAGUUAUUUUUUGGAGAACAUAAAAUUUCAGAAAAGAUGUUUUAAAUAUAUAUAAUAAGCAUAUCAAUGAUUAUAAUGAGUGAUAUGGUUAUAUAUUUUAAAAUUAUAAUUGAACAAGCAUGGAUUACAAAUAUUAAAGAAUUCAGGUACUUGAAAUAGAUACUUUGAGAAGUUUUUCAAAUAUCUUUGAGUUUUAUGGUAUGUUUAAAGUGUUAAAUGUUUUAAUGACAAUACUGGCUGUUGUGGGGAAAUAAUAUGCAUGGUGUGAAUGCACAAUUCUUACUUGGAAUAAAUUUACUGAUGCAAAUU